Messenger RNA from Prunus armeniaca (apricot), 381 nucleotides. The record is from the annotation of a GenBank genome assembly. NCBI's taxonomy places the organism in Eukaryota, Viridiplantae, Streptophyta, Magnoliopsida, Rosales, Rosaceae.
AUGGUUGCCUGGCCACUAUUUGUACUAGUACUACCGGAAGCCAAAGCCAAAGCCAAAGUCCGAGAAGCCACCAACAUCUCUAAAAUCAUGGUUGGCAAUACUAGUACUAAAACUACCGGAGUCCAAACAGCCACCAACAUCUUAAUCCCGGCUUCCGCCGCUUCUAAUGAUCAGCCUACACGACAACCCUUCUUCGACUGUGAGGAUUUCUUUUGCAUCAUGUGUUUCGUGGUCCCCUAUUUCAUUCUAGCCCCAUUGGCCCUCACCUCGCUCUUGACCCAUACAAAAGGGUAUGACCCUGAGUUCCUAGUCCACUCAGAGCGGCCCUGCAAUACCCACGCAACAAUACCCCCUCCGAGUUCAGCGCCAUGUGGAACCUGA